CUAUUUGUUACCGACGAACCAUUCUGUAUCAAAGCUCCAUCGCUCUCGCUUUCACUAGGUACUCGAUCAUCAUCUUGACAAGAAUUACUUCGUUCCCAAAUAGGAGGACGAGAUGUUGAAUAAUAUAAAAGAUUUUGAAUUAAUAGCACAAGGCGCUGAAGCACGUAUAUAUAAGGGCACUUAUCUGGGAAAGUUAACAUUAAUCAAGGAAAGAUUCGAAAAGAAAUAUAGACAUCCAGACUUAGAUAUACGUCUCACAAAAGAUCGAAUAAAAGCCGAAUGUCGUGCUAUACUCCGUGCUAAAACUGCAGGAAUCGCAACACCAGCUAUAUAUUUGAUAAAUUUAGAACGACGAUGUAUUUAUAUGGAAUAUAUACAAGAUGCAAUAAUAUUAAAAGAUUUUCUUGAUAAAAAUGUUUUGAAAGAAGCAAAUAUUGAUCAUUUGUUAAAUUUUAUAGCACAAGGACUUGGAGUACUUAUUGCUAAAUUACAUUUGAAAAAUAUAAUUCAUGGGGAUUUAACUACUUCCAAUAUUCUUUUGAAAAAUAUUGACAAUUAUAUUGAAAAAUAUGAUGUUGCGAAUAAUUUUGUUAUAAUAGAUUUUGGAUUAGCUCAUAUAGAAUCGAACAUAGAAGAUAAAGCAGUCGAUUUAUACGUUCUUGAACGAUCAUUAUUAAGUGCACAUUCAGAAAUACCUUCAUUAUUCUCAAAAAUAUUUGAUAUUUAUCAAAUACAUUAUGCAAAUAAAAAUCAAUGUAAAGAAAUUGUUUCUAAAUAUAAGGAAGUACAAUUACGAGGACGAAAACGAUUAAUGAUCGGUUAAUUUCAAUAUAUUUUUUAUAAAUAUAUUGGCAUUUUAUUAACACAUUUUUUAUAAUUUACAUGAUAUUAUAUAUCUUAAAUAAAUUAUGUUAAA
Molecule: messenger RNA, 916 nt
Organism: Apis mellifera (honey bee)
Lineage: Eukaryota; Metazoa; Arthropoda; Insecta; Hymenoptera; Apidae
Gene: Prpk
Product: EKC/KEOPS complex subunit TP53RK
Exons: 4
Coding region: 113-823 (236 amino acids)
Biological process (GO): protein phosphorylation
Cellular component (GO): nucleus; cytosol; EKC/KEOPS complex
Molecular function (GO): protein serine/threonine kinase activity; ATP binding
Source: RefSeq, a predicted model, not a curated record